AUGCCCGCGAUGGAGCCGGCGAGCCUGCUGCGGUUCCUGCGGAAGCUCAAGGAGGUUUUCGACGUGUGCGACGAGGAUGCGGACGGCUUCAUCCGGGUGGAGCACUUCGUCGCGCUGGGGCUGCAGUUCGGCCAAGGGGAUGAGGUGGAAAAACUGGCAAAGUACUUGGACCCAAAUGAUUUGGGAAGAAUCAAUUUUAAGGACUUCUGUCAUGGAGUUUUUGCUAUCAAAGGCUGUGAAGAGUUACUAAAAGAUGUCCUGUCUCCUGAAAACGCUGGGCCUCGACACUACGAGCCACAGUAUGUUGAUUACUAUUACCAGGGUGGUGAAAUCCAGGACUGUGCCUACUUGGACAGCGAAAGCGCCUACAGCGAGUUGGAGCUCUUUCCUGAUGACGACACAAUGACUCUAGCACAGCAAGAGGUUCACCAUGAGUCUGACAUGGACAGUGCUAUUGAGAGUGCCCAGAGCUCGGAGGCCUCCGAUGUGUGUCGGAGCGAGGAGAAGGAUGGUGUGCUUGGUGGCCUGUUUCUGCCUGGUGACAAGUCAAGUCCUCACAACCCUUCUGCAGCAUCUGACCUUUCAACUUAUUCCACCGCCUCUCUGAUCAGUAAUGAAGAACAGUUUGAAGACUAUGGGGAAGGAGAUGAUGUGGAUUUUACUCCCAGUAGCCCAUGCCCUGAUGAUGAGACCAGAACCAACGCCUACUCUGACCUUGGCUCAUCUGUAUCUUCCAGUGCUGGCCAAACACCCCGAAAAAUGAGGCAUGUUUAUAACAGCGAGUUACUGGAUGUUUACUGCUCACAGUGCUGCAAAAAGAUAAAUCUACUCAACGAUUUGGAGGCCAGGCUGAAAAACUUGAAAGCAAACAGCCCUAACAGGAAAAUAUCAAGCACAGCUUUUGGAAGGCAACUCUUCCACAACAGUAACUUCAGCAGCAGUAAUGGCAGCACAGAAGACCUGUUCAGAGACAGUAUAGACUCCUGUGAUAAUGAUAUAACUGAAAAGGUAACAUACCUAGAAAAAAAGGUGACAGAACUGGAGAACGAUAGCCUGACAAAUGGUGACCUGAAGAGUAAACUGAAACAAGAGAACACGCAGCUAGUUCACAGAGUUCAUGAGCUGGAAGAACUACUGAAAGACCAAGAGACAUCAGCAGAACAGACCCUGGAGGAAGAGAUAAAGAGACAUCGAGAAGCAUAUAGCAAGUAUGAAAAAGAGAAAGGCACUGAAAUUGAACUGCUGAAUACAAGGGUUCAGCAACUGGAAGAAGAAAAUGGUGAGCUGAAAAGCACUGUCACACGACUGAAAUCACAAACGGAGAGAUUAGAUGAGGAAAGGCAACGCAUGUCAGAUAGGUUGGAAGACACUAGUCUGCGACUGAAGGAUGAGAUGGAUUUGUACAAGAGAAUGAUGGACAAGCUGCGGCAGAACAGACUGGAAUUUAACAAGGAGAGGGAAGCCACACAGGAGCUCAUUGAAGACUUGCGGAAGGAACUGGAGCACUUGCAGCUGUAUAAGCUGGAAUGUGAGCGUCCUGGACGUGGGAGAAGUUCUUCAUCCAGCGUGAGUGAAUUCAAUGCCAAAACUAGAGAGGUGGAAAUGGAGCAUGAAAUAAAACGGCUGAAGCAGGAGAAUCAGAAACUUCGUGACCAAAAUGAUGAUCUUAAUGGACAGAUCCUAAGUCUUAGUCUUUAUGAAGCUAAAAAUCUCUUUGCAACGCAAACAAAAGCCCAGUCACUGGCUGCUGAAAUUGAUUCUGCAUCUAGAGAUGAGCUCAUGGAAGCCCUUAAAGAACAGGAAGAAAUAAAUUACAGAUUGCGACAGUAUAUGGACAAGAUCAUUUUGGCAAUCCUAGACCACAACCCAUCUAUUUUGGAAAUAAAGAAUUGA
This is a messenger RNA of Gavia stellata (red-throated loon), 1893 nucleotides long. RefSeq names its product RAB11 family interacting protein 4 (gene RAB11FIP4). NCBI's taxonomy places the organism in Eukaryota, Metazoa, Chordata, Aves, Gaviiformes, Gaviidae. Gene Ontology annotation, cellular component: endocytic vesicle; cleavage furrow; recycling endosome membrane. Bases 1 to 1893 code for a protein of 630 amino acids. The transcript has 15 exons. Gene Ontology annotation, biological process: endocytic recycling; regulation of cytokinesis. The record is from RefSeq and is a predicted model, not a curated record. Gene Ontology annotation, molecular function: calcium ion binding.